This is a messenger RNA of Exophiala bonariae, 744 nucleotides long. RefSeq lists its product as uncharacterized. Bases 1 to 744 code for a protein of 247 amino acids. Gene Ontology annotation, cellular component: small ribosomal subunit; ribosome. Gene Ontology annotation, biological process: translation. Lineage: Eukaryota; Fungi; Ascomycota; Eurotiomycetes; Chaetothyriales; Herpotrichiellaceae. The transcript has a single exon. The record is from RefSeq and is a predicted model, not a curated record. Gene Ontology annotation, molecular function: structural constituent of ribosome.
AUGCAGCUCAUACCCUCAAGAGUUGCGCUUCACGCGCUACGGAACCUCACCCGCCCCUGCACCACCUCCUCAAGAACAUUAAGCACAAGCAGCAGGGUAACCUCAACCCUGAAAUUCCGAACCACAGCCUCUAUAUACCGCAAACCCAACAUCCUCUUCCUCCCAGCAUCCCAACGGUCAUUCACGACCUCUCCCAUUCUCAGCACAACACUGAACCAGGUCCGCUGCCACGGCCGCAAACCCAAGAAAGCGCGUCGACAAGAUUCGCCGGCGCUGCGCAACCGUCCGGAAAUGAAAGGCGUGUGCUUGAAAGUCGGUAUCACGAAGCCCAAGAAACCCAACUCCGGGCAGCGGAAAACCGCAAAGGUUAGAUUGACUUCGGGCAAGAUCGUCAGUGCUUAUAUCCCUGGCGAGGGCCAUAAUGUCCAGCAGCAUAGUGUUGUCCUUGUGAGAGGUGGUAGAGCGCAGGAUUGUCCCGGUGUGGGUUAUCAUCUUGUCAGAGGGCAUUUGGACGUGGUAAGUUUCUUUCUCGUGCUUCUAGCUCUCCUCUCUUUUGACGUCCGCAAUGCUGGUCAUCACGGAGAGUUCUUCGACAACGAAGAUACUUCUUUACUGCACAACUCCUCUGAAACCCCUUAUGCUGACGAUUACUUUCUCAAGGCUGGUGUACACAAUCGCGCGACAAGCCGAUCCAAAUACGGCACGAAGAAGACGAAGGUGGCAUCGCGUGGCUUGGGUAACUAA